CCGCCGCUGCCGACCUCAACUCUGACUUCUCCUGUUCUCGAUCCUAAUUGCUUCCCGUCCAUCAUUCCAUUAAAUAUAUACAGUCCAAACUCAAACCUCUUACAAUGGGAGAAUUAGGGCACAUGGAUUUGCAAGACAUUCGAUCCAAGCCAUGGAAGUGCCCAAGGUGCGGUUCGCCCGACACCAAAUUCUGCUAUUACAAUAACUACAAUUACUCUCAGCCUCGCCACUUCUGCAAGACCUGCCGCCGCUACUGGACCAUCGGCGGUGUCCUCCGCAACGUUCCUGUUGGCGGCGGAAAUCGCAAAGCGAAGAACAGCCCGAAGCCGAAGCCGAAGCCGAGGGCUGCAAUGAUCGUGAGAGAUUCGCCGUCGUCGAAAUCGAAUUCGUGGAAGUCCGAUUUGGAAAUCCUCCCGUCGCCGCUGAGGUUGAAUCAGGCGGGUGAUUGGUACGGUUGGAUUGAGACUGGAAGGGAGGCGGAGAAAGGGGCGAGGGAUUUGGAUCGUUGGAUCAUUUGCCGACGAGUGAUGAAACCGAAUGAAUGGUUGAGAUUACCGGUGGCGUCGCAAUCGGAAAUCACAACUAUUUAAAUUAUACAAAAUAUUAAUUGUUG
Cucurbita moschata (crookneck pumpkin) is the source of this 613-nucleotide messenger RNA. RefSeq names its product dof zinc finger protein 4-like. Gene Ontology annotation, biological process: regulation of DNA-templated transcription. Gene Ontology annotation, molecular function: DNA binding; DNA-binding transcription factor activity. The record is from RefSeq and is a predicted model, not a curated record. The coding region runs from base 105 to 590 and encodes 161 amino acids. The transcript has a single exon. NCBI's taxonomy places the organism in Eukaryota, Viridiplantae, Streptophyta, Magnoliopsida, Cucurbitales, Cucurbitaceae.